This is a messenger RNA of Akanthomyces muscarius, 210 nucleotides long. RefSeq lists its product as uncharacterized. NCBI's taxonomy places the organism in Eukaryota, Fungi, Ascomycota, Sordariomycetes, Hypocreales, Cordycipitaceae. Bases 1 to 210 code for a protein of 69 amino acids. The record is from RefSeq and is a predicted model, not a curated record. The transcript is spliced from 3 exons.
AUGAUGAUGCUGGCACAAGUGCCGGCUAGUCGCGACCGCAACCGCCAGCGUCGCAAGGCCUCAUCCGGAAAGCUACCUACUGGUGACGGUGGUGCUUCUUCGUUAAGCCAAGCUAAAAGCGGUGCCAACGAGCUACAGUCAAGUAUCCUGUUCCAGCCGCAUCUCUCGCCGUCUGCGCCCAAUUCCAAUUCAGCUUGCUACCCAACCUAG